Messenger RNA from Paraphaeosphaeria sporulosa, 3032 nucleotides. Its product is annotated as actin binding protein-like protein. Gene Ontology annotation, molecular function: actin filament binding. The transcript is spliced from 4 exons. Bases 192 to 2681 code for a protein of 829 amino acids. Gene Ontology annotation, biological process: regulation of actin filament polymerization. NCBI's taxonomy places the organism in Eukaryota, Fungi, Ascomycota, Dothideomycetes, Pleosporales, Didymosphaeriaceae. Gene Ontology annotation, cellular component: actin filament; plasma membrane; site of polarized growth. The record is from RefSeq and is a predicted model, not a curated record.
AUGCAUGCACGCCCACGUAACGUACACAACACGAGUGCCUACGUGAACACGCAUCCCCAGCCUCACUGUGCGCCACGCUCCCGGAGGCCCUGAAUCACGUUUAAUCGCGGAUCCCUCCCCGUGCCAGCUCGACAUCCUCGGACCCUCCGCUCCCGCUGUGUGCCCAAACACAGCACCCCACCGUCCUCGCCAUGUCCUCGCUCAACACGUCGAGCAAUGGCCCUAACAUAAAACGGAGCUACGAGAACGUCGUCAAUUCGCCGCCCCCGUCCGGCCCCCAGGCGAAUUCGCCCACUUUUGGGCAGUGGGCUCUCUUUACCGUGCAAGCUCCCCUCGUCAGCGCCUUCCAGCACGAUGGCGGCAAGGAGAGCGUCUUGAAGGUCCAGACGACCGGCGAGGGCGAGCUGGCCGAUCUGAUUGACGACUUCUCAGACGGGCGCAUCCAGUUCGCAUUCGUCAAAGUCAAGGACCCCAACUCGUCGCUUCCCAAGAAUGUCCUGAUUGCUUGGUGCGGCGAGGGUGUACCUGAGCGGACCAAGGGCUACUUCGGAAGCCACCUCGGGGUUGUCUCCAAACUGCUCCAUGGAUAUCACGUCCAAGUCACCGCGCGAUCGGAUGCUGACCUCACGCCCGAGCGCAUCGUGCAAAAGGUGUCCGAGGCCUCUGGUGCAAACUACUCGGGGGCUCCGAGCAUUCCUUCUUCCAACAAGCCCCCGCCCGUCGCCGCGAAGAAGCCCGUCUUCACACCUACACAGAUUGGUGGUGGAGGUGCCGGCUUCAACCCGCUAGCGCGAUCCCGAGCUGCACCCACGCAGGAAACUGACGCCGAUGGAUGGGGUGCUGAUGCCCCAGAGGUUACCCGGUCGCAGCUGCAGAAGGUGGAGUCUGCCUACAAGCCCACCAAGGUCAACCUAGCAGAGCUCACUUCCAAGAGGGAGCCGUCGCGUUACCAAGCGCCAGAGCCGCAAGCUACUCCCUCAGACGUUGUCAAGGGUACCUACCAACCAAUUGGCAAGGUGGACAUUGCUGCACUUCGCGCCCAGGCGAAGUCAUCGGCGCAAGAUGAUAGACCUACGGUGGUCAAGGGCGCAUACGAGCCCAUUGGAAAGGUCGACAUUGCAGCUAUCCGGGCCAAGGCGCAGGCCCCUCCGCCUUCGUCCGGUCUUGCACCCGCAGCAACCGGUUCCUCCGCCCGUAGCGACGACAACGAUGAAACUCCCAAGUCCCUCGCGGAGCGAUCAGCCGCGUUCAAGCAGCCGGAGCGGCUGACUAGCCUACCAAAGCCCAAAGUCGCAAACAAGUUUGGCGGCGCAAGCGCAUUUACUGGUACGAAGGCUCCCGCGCCCAGCGAAUUUGGCGUCAAGCCUGCCAUACAGGCAACCGCCCCAAUUGGCAGUGCCAGCAAGACCUUCGCAGACCAGGGAGGAAAGACACCGGCGCAGCUAUGGGCAGAGAAGAAGGCCGCGCAGGGCCAACCUGUGAAGUCUUUCGCCACUGGCGAAAGUGCCUCAACUCCGGUACAAGCCCAGAAGAGCGGCGGCGGCGGCUGGCAGAGCGGAUACACGGGCAAGUCUUGGGCAGCAGUACAGACGACCCGCACCGGCCAGUCUGCAGCCAGCAACCUUAGCGAGCAGCGUACCGGAGAACCUCAGCAGGAGGAAGCGCCCUCUUCUCCAGCUGGUGGCGUUGGUGCCCUCAAAGAUCGCUUCGCGGGUGCCGCCCCUAUGGGUGCUCCCACCAGCCGUCCCGUACCCGAGCCCUCUGCUCCUAGCCCGCCUGCGUUGGAUAACUCGAGCAAGCCGAACGCCAGCGCACGCGGCGUCCCCAUGCCAGGACUACCCAGCCGUCCCGCAGAACAUGAAGAGGAAGAUAACGAUGUGCCCGCCGUCCAGCAUCAACGCCUUCCUUCGCCUCCGCCUCAGCCUCCACGUAGCCCUUCACCGGAGCCCUCUGGCUCGCCCGUACGCAUAGCUAUGCCUGUCAGCCGCAACGCUGCACCUGCAGAGCUUUCGCCGGCCGAAGAGCAAGCCCCGCCCAUGCCCACGCGCGGGCUCAGCCAAGCUGUUAAGGAGCAUCGCGACCUCUCCCCCGAGCCUCAAGUAGAGUCGAAAGACUCCGCACGAGGUGCCAGCGCUGCUGUUGCGGCCGCCACCUUCGGAGCCGGUGCUGUCGCUGGCGCUGCGGUCGGUGCUGCAGCUGGUGCAGCGACAGGCGGAGGCAGUGGAGGCAAGCGUGCCGUCGCCCAGUACGAUUACGAGAGAGCAGAAGAGAAUGAACUCGAAUUGCAUGAAGGCGAGUUAGUCACUGACAUUGACAUGGUAGACGAGGAUUGGUGGAUGGGUACCAACUCCCGCGGUGAACAAGGGCUGUUCCCAUCCAACUAUGUUGAGUUGGUUGAAGACGACGGUGACGAUGAUGCUGGCGCCGGUGCACCUCCACCUCUGCCAACCCACCCCGCUGCCGAGGAAGAGCCCCCAGCAGGCCCACCGCAGCCCGCUGGCGGUAGCGGUGCCACUGCCGUAGCUAUCUACGAAUAUGAAGCCGCAGAAGAUAACGAGCUCAGCUUCCCCGAAGAUGCCACAAUCACCAACAUUGAAUUUCCCGACGAAGACUGGUGGCUUGGUAGCUAUGGCGGCAAGUCCGGCCUUUUCCCUGCCAACUACGUGCAGAUCAACGAAUAGAUUCUUGGCUCGAGUGUUCAGUUGUGUGGUAUCGAUAGGGUUAGUGAGUAUCGAUCUUGCAUGCAGGUGGGCGCGUGUCGCUGCGCUUGUUAAGUGAUUGACACGCGCCCGUUGAGUGAUGGCAUCGCAAGAUGCAUCGUUUGGCACAAAAAGUCCAAACAAGAUCAAAUGUAAAUGUUACCUCUUACCUGUGCCCUCAAGCUGAAGCUUCACCAUAUGUCAGGUUGAGUUGACUUUGCGGGCUGGAAUUUCGUAGUGCGCAUACUUUGUUCCACAACACACCAACGGUUCACUCCACAGCCUAUCCAUGUCUCUCCACACCUGAACCACGUUUCCACACGAGUAUUGAGG